Drosophila santomea is the source of this 836-nucleotide messenger RNA. RefSeq lists its product as uncharacterized. Bases 1 to 711 code for a protein of 236 amino acids. The record is from RefSeq and is a predicted model, not a curated record. The transcript has 2 exons. Lineage: Eukaryota; Metazoa; Arthropoda; Insecta; Diptera; Drosophilidae.
AUGGAACUGAACCUGGUACUGAAUCUGAACCUGAAACUGGAACUCUGUACUCCGUGUUUUGGGUUUUUGUUUUCUCUUUUUGGCAUUUCCGAUAAGAAAGUAUCGAAAGUAUAUCUUGAAAAACCAAUUUUUUGGCAGGCUAAAAAUGAGUUUCUGUUUCGUUUUGAUAACGUAACUCAGAACUCCGAGAAAAGUCAAUCCGAAAUAGGAGUUAGUAUAACCAAUCCAAUCAUGAUCGAGGAAAGUCAGAGUCAAACAGAAAGUGAGAGCGAUGAGGCGCCGAAACCGGAACCGGAAAAGGAACAGGAACAGAAACCGGAGGAGGAACAGGAACAAGAACCGGAUGUGGAGCAGGCCAGGAUCAGGGAAUCCGCGGAGGAUCUGAGCAACAACGAGUGGCUGAGUCUGCAUGGAUAUCCACCUGGCAGCGCUGAACAAUUGCUGGCCAUUUUCCGGCGCUUCUGUUCAAUAAUUUCGCAUCGCAAGAGUAAGCAUGGUCUGGAGCUGAGAUUCGCAUCCGAGGAGCGUCUGCAGCUGGGCGUUCUGAUGGCCAAGCGUCUGGUGGUGGGCAACAUGCAGAUCAACUGGCAUAUCGGCCGCCUGGAGGAUGAUCCAUCCAUUAAUCCCGAUCCAUCCAGAGAGCGCAGUACGGCCAGUGAACUUGGCGUUUUGGGUAAAUUGCGCAGGGCAUUCGCCAACUACUUUCGCUAACUCUACCAAUGCACAAUGUAUCUUGUACUUUUAAAGCAGUAAAACAGCUUAUUGGCAAUCUUAUUGGCUAUACAAAUGUUGGGGAUUAUUAAAAUAUAAAUCUUAAAUCGUAUAAUUAGCAAGUA